Molecule: messenger RNA, 2117 nt
Organism: Cimex lectularius (bed bug)
Lineage: Eukaryota; Metazoa; Arthropoda; Insecta; Hemiptera; Cimicidae
Product: polyhomeotic-like protein 1
Exons: 13
Coding region: 295-2034 (579 amino acids)
Cellular component (GO): PRC1 complex
Molecular function (GO): protein binding
Source: RefSeq, a predicted model, not a curated record
CUAUCGAUCCUCGUGGGUCACGCCUCCUUUCCCAGAGUCACUGACGGACUCCAGCAUCGAACGACCCCUUUCUCCGUUUUUCCAGCUGGAAUUUUGUUUAUUUUCCCUUUUCCGUUCGGCCCGGAUUUUUCUCCAGGAGCACGAGAUGCGCUGGUACUGCGGCCCUGCCAGGGCGACGACGGAAAAACUCGCCUUGGCCGACUUCUGCGGCUGAAAGGAAGCUCCCCGAGAAGGAUGGAAGGAUUAUAAGAAGAAACUGCUUAUAUUCGACUGUUUGAUAAACCGCAUUGAUUGAUGUUAGACUACAGUGAAAUCGGCCAGGAAGAGGAUAUGGACGCACAGGUUGUUCAGCAUGAGCAAAACCAGCAACAGAACCAAGGGCAGGUGAUGGAGGUGCAACAGCAGGUUGUCGCGUCGUCGCAGCAGACGCUGCUCGUCAAUUCGGCCAACAUGAUGUCAACGCCACAGAGCCCUGUUGGCCCAGCCCAGCCAGUGCCUUCGAACACUCCUGCGCCACAGAUGCAGCAGAUGACUGACUGGAACUCUGGAGGCGUCCAGGUCCUGCAGCAGCCGGUCCAGAGUGCGUAUGUCCAGCAGGUUUAUAAUGCAAAUGGGCAGAUGCUAAUGUCGUUGCCGCCAAACGUCAACCACGCCGGUUCAAUACAGGUCAUCGCUGCAGGGAAGCCAUUCCAGUCAAACCAGCUCACCUCUGUACUCGGGAAAUCCAUACAAGCGAGUUUUCCAAGCUACGCCACGAUACCGACGAGCACGAAUCAGACCCUUCUGAUUGGACAGCUCGGCAUGAUCGGUGGCCAGGCUGGCAUAUUCUCGUCCCAGGGGCAGAAGCAGGAGUUGAAAGACAGCCAGUUGAAACAAGGACAGGCGAUGCUACACCAGCUCAUAUCGCCAAUACAGUAUGCGGCAUGCCAGAAUAGAACAGCUGGAGGAGGCAACAGUGUCCAGCUGUCACCGUGGCAGUUCAGCACGCAGAUCCCUCAGGUUUGGGCAUCACCGCAGCAACAGCAGGUCAUAACAGCCCAGAACCCGAUUUACAUACGCAGCCCUCAGCAGGAGCAGGUUUACAUACAGCCCCAGCAAAGCGUACACAUGCAAAACCAGAGCCGUACACUGUCCAUACUGCCUUCUAUCAGCUCGCCUGUACGGCCAGCAGGUCCUGUCGUGCCAACGCAGAUUGUGCCUAAGCCCCCUUUGCAAAAUAAAAUAAGAAAAACGUUGAUGAUGAAAGGCAUCCCUGUAGAGAAGCACGAUGCCCAGAACCAGACCAAGCCAGAACAGAUGUCCAGCGUACAACAGUUCUCUAAGCCGUCUGAAGAUGAGGAUGAGGCAAAGCCAGCCGAAGAGACGCUGAGCGACUCUAGGCCUCAGGAUGAGAUGAAGCCUCCGCCUCCCAAGGCGCUCGUCAAGCCUCAGGUCCUCACGCAUGUCAUCGAAGGCUACGUCAUACAGGAAUCAUCGCAGCCGUUCCCUACCGACCAAUCCGAACCGGCGGAAAUUGGGAAUCGCGCCGAUAGCGACAACUACGACGAGUCGCCCUCAAAAAGGCAGAAAUUGGACGAUGACAAGGAUGCUGACGGUUUAACCGGUGCUAAGGAGAUGUGCGAAAUGUGUGGUAUCGUCGACGACAAAGAGGUUUUCAAAUUGGACAACCAUUAUUGCCCAGCAUCCACAAAGUCUGGUGAUAAAAUUUUGCCAAACAAGCUGCCCGAUGCACCAGCCAUUAUUCCAGUCGCACCAUGCAAGGAUUAUGAAGAUGCAUUACCGUCCGACCUGGAAGGUUCGAGCCCAACUGACUGGACUGUAUCAGACGUGCACGACUUCAUCGGCAAGCUCGCCGGCUGCUCGGAAUACGCUGAAGAAUUUGCGAACCAGGAGAUUGACGGCCAGGCGCUCCUUCUACUCAAGGAGGACCAUCUUAUGUCGGCGAUGUCGAUGAAACUCGGCCCGGCGCUCAAGAUCUGCGCCAGCAUCAACAGGCUACGCGGACAUGUAGAAGGUCAAGACAAGGCCAAUUGAUCACGCUCAAAACAAAAAUUCUCCCCCCCCCCAUACAACGGGUCAAUGUUAAUAUUUUUUCUAUGAGUUUAUUGAAUGUAAAU